Messenger RNA from Halichondria panicea, 673 nucleotides. RefSeq names its product large ribosomal subunit protein mL40-like. The transcript has a single exon. Lineage: Eukaryota; Metazoa; Porifera; Demospongiae; Suberitida; Halichondriidae. The record is from RefSeq and is a predicted model, not a curated record. Gene Ontology annotation, cellular component: mitochondrial ribosome; mitochondrial large ribosomal subunit. Bases 1 to 546 code for a protein of 181 amino acids.
AUGGCUACUACUCUCAGCAGGAUAGUAAGCAAGCUGUCUUUUGCCUCUCCCAGGAGCUGCUUCGUGUGUCCAGGACUGAGUCUAGUUCAAGCCAGGGCCAAGGGCAAACAGUCCAAGAAAGUCAAAAACAAAAAAGACAUGAGAAGAGAAAUAAUGAAGGAGUUUGUUAAGAAGCAAGAACUUGAGAAACUUAUGCACACUGCCUCUCUGAAAGCUGCUAAAAUGGGAGAACCUUUUGACCCUGAGAUGCUGAAUCCAGCAAGAAAGAGAAAACCAAUUGAUAAAUCUUCUGAGGAGAAAGAAAGCGAAUAUCUACUGAUCAAAGAGUGGAGUCGAUAUCGAAUGGAGACACACAAACAAGACCUGAGAGCACUCGCGGACAUGGUGGACAGCAGAGAGAAAGCUCUCAAAGAACUCAAGAAGAUCUCUCCCUUGUUGUAUGACAGAGCGCUGGAGCUGAAGGAGGACUUAUUUCCGUACGAAUGUGUGGGGCCGACUGCCACGCCCCCUAUAGCAGACUAUAGUCCACCAGACCCUGAUGAGUAGUACGUCCCAUGCAUCUGGUAGCUAGGCAAAUUAUAAGUAUGUGUGUUUCUACGAUCACAAAAUGUUUGUUUUCAAUAUGUUGAUGUUAUUUGUCUGUCAUUCAUGAAAAAUAUAAUUAUAAAAAUUA